This is a messenger RNA of Anolis carolinensis (green anole), 770 nucleotides long. RefSeq names its product cystatin. The transcript has 3 exons. The record is from RefSeq and is a predicted model, not a curated record. Gene Ontology annotation, molecular function: cysteine-type endopeptidase inhibitor activity. NCBI's taxonomy places the organism in Eukaryota, Metazoa, Chordata, Lepidosauria, Squamata, Anolidae. The coding region runs from base 27 to 509 and encodes 160 amino acids. Gene Ontology annotation, cellular component: extracellular exosome.
UCUUUCCAUUCUCCUUCAGCCCAGCCAUGGCACAGGUGAGCUUCCUGGCAGGUGUCCUCUGCUCCCUCUCCUUCCUGCUCCUGGUGGUUCCCCCGGUGGUGCCCGACGAUGACACCGCAGCGGAGGUCCCCCGGGUGGAAUUGCCCAUCUCCGACCCGAAGGUCCAGGACGCCGUGGCCUUGGCCGUCAAGUCCUUCAACACACAGAGCAGCAGCGACUAUUACUACAAACAACUGGAGGUCCUGAGUGCGGAGAGCCAGGCAGUGGAGGGCAUCAAAUACUUCCUGACCAUCGUUCUGGCGCAAACGAAUUGCAAAAAGAGGAAGGCGUAUGACUUGAAAGAAGCGGAAUUCAAAAAGUGUGAAGUUUCCGAGGAGGCUGAAAAGCAGAAACAUACCUGCGAAUUUGAGGUCUGGAUGAACGAGAAGAAGACCAGCGCAGGGAUUCAAACCUGGAAGCGCCUGAGUUGGCGGUGCACCUGGAAUAUUCCUUAUUCCGAUUCCCAAUAACGCUCAGCCGUUUUUCUGAGCUUUCCUUCUUUUGCUAGAUAUAUCCCUCUGAAUUCAAUCUGUUGGAGGAUACCCCAAGUUCACAACCUCACAAAUCAUGGCCUUGGAGGGCCAAGGGUUUUUGGUUUCUCUGGUGGGAUCCAAGGGGUACAUCUACACCAUAGAACAGGCAUGUGCAAACUUAGUCCGUCCAGGUGUUUUGGACUGCAACUCCCAUCAUUCCUAACAGCCUCAGGCCCCUUCCUUUUCCCCCUCAGCCGC